AUGAUAUAUACCGUUAUCUUUCUAGCAACCCUCCAGGCUCCCCUUGCCUAUGCCUGGUCUUACAACGUUCUCCGCGAGGGUAACGCUCCAACACCCGUAGCCGACUUCCAUGGCAUGAGAGUUCUUGAAAACCGUCUACCAUGUACACCUUUAAUCGUCCUUGGUGGCGAUGGCGAAGUCGAUCCAGUCAAUGGUCUGCAAGUCUACCAGUUUGCCCCGCAACCUAUUGACAGACAAUGGGCACGACCUGUUAAAUACAUCGGGUUCUGGGGGGAUCAGAAGUGUAGCGGUAUGCCCCGUUACGUCGUACAUUGGUACGAUCUAGUUGAUACGGCACAGUCGGUACUUUUUGAUAAUAUAAUAGAAGGAAGUUUGGGAUGGGGAGAAGGGCUACGUCCGAUUCUAGGGGUUCAUAGUUGGGCCGAGUUGGGAGAUGCGGAUAGAUUUUGGCCUGGUCUGAUUCCGCCAGGUUCCGUAGCAGUGGAAUUAGAUGAUUCGGAAACGGAGCUGGAUUUGGAAGAUUCAUAUCUUGUGCUUGAUAAUGCUGUUACGAUGGUGGAGUUGAUUUCGGGGAAUAGAAGGACUAUGCCCAGAAAGGAUAUUAAAUGGGAUGCUUAUGGAACUGGAACCAUGAACCGGCCGGGUAUUGUACAGUUGCAAUCGGGUAGCGAUUUGGAGUCCGCACGAGGUAAUAACAGGCUUGGCCAGGACGCUCAGGAGCCUGUGGAUAGACCACCAAUUAUACCGUCGAAGCAGUCGGGUAAUCGGCUGCUGGGCUUUGAUGAUGACUACGGGGAUAUCCAGAUUAUUGACAAGGACCAGUUUCGUAAGAACACAGGUCGACGAGCCAGGAAAGUGCCACCACAGCCCGAGAAUCAAGCCCAAAUGAACGAGCCAGUACAGGGCGAAGGUAUGAAUCAAGUGGAUGCACCCCCUAUCGAGACCAGAAGGAGAAAGAAACCAAAUACGACGAAGCAGAAUUUAGAAAAUGAAAUAGAAGUACAGCAGCAGGAGGCGCAGAACGAAGCUCAAGGCGAGACUCAACAGCAAAGCAAUCCUAGUGCUUCAAAAGAAACAAACACACCGGACUUGAAGGAGAUCCAUGGCCAGAAGAUGAUAGAGCUACUAAAUUAUUGGGUCAGUCUCGGCUAUCCCUAUACUCAAGAGUUUCUAGUCGAGCAAAUACGUAAACUACCGGAUCCCGUCUACGUUCAACUAUUCAAACUCGCAGUAACUGGACAGAUAACUGUCCAGCAAAUCGCAAAGUAUCUAAUAGAUGUUCACCAAGCCGAUCUCCUAGAAGCGCAGAUGUUGCAAAGGGCGCAAAUCCAGGCAUUUAACCAGCUGGAAUUAAAUAGAUGGGCACAGUCCCAAGCCCAGGCAAGUCAACUAGAAAUGAUAAGGCAGGCUGCGCAGCGUCAAGGACUUACACAAAGUGGGCCCAAUUGGUUUAAUAACUACCUUGUGAACCCUUAUGCAGGUACGGGCAUGAGCGGGAAUAUCAACGGCAAUAUGGGUGGGUAUGCGAAUUCGAAUAUGAACAUGGCCGGGGGUCUCAAUCCGGCGUUUAAUAGUCAAGGGGGCCAGCAGCAAUUAGCUAGUUGGAAUUUCCAGCAAAUGUUUGGUAACCCCAAUACUCAACAGCAAAGUUACGGAAACCAAGCACAAAUGUACGGAAAUCAGGGACAAAUGUAUGGAAACCAAGGACAGACAUAUGGAAACCAAGGGCAGACAUAUGGAAACCAAGGACAGACAUAUGGAAACCAAGGACAGGCAUAUGGAAACCAAGGAGGGCAGCAGCAGUCGUUCGAAAACAUGGCCCGAGGAGGCCAGCAAGGAAAUAAUCAGGCCUAUCAGACUCAACAGACUCAACAGGUCAACUCUCAAAUCGAACAAGAAGACGACUCUGGCACAAGCUUGCAGUCCGGCGAGGAACUCCUCAACCCCGAUCUAUCAAAUCUCCGUGGCAACCACAUGCCUUCGGAUGGGAAAAGUGGUUCUCUCGGUGCACCACCGGGCACUCCAAUUAACCCUACAGCUACAGACUACACAGUUGGGUCACAAGACUCUCUAGAAUAUCUCAGAAUGCCGCAUCUAAUGGCACAACUUCCGGGAUUCGCGGGAGCGGGGGAACAAGGAGGGUUGCUAGAAAUCAAUGAUAGCCAGCUUGGCGGAUUAGCAGACUUACUUAGGCCUGAGGCGCGAGGCCCACCACUCAGUAACACCCAGAAUACUAGACCUAGUGGAGGAUCAACGUUAUCACAAAUGCUAGCGGGUAUGAACGCUAGGACAAACCAGCGACAACGUACCGGAGCCAUGGAGGAGGAGGGAUUCAAAGAGGAGGACGACGGAGCGAACGGUGAAUUUGUUAAGGAAGAAUAUGAGGAAUUCUGA
Orbilia oligospora ATCC 24927 is the source of this 2394-nucleotide messenger RNA. RefSeq lists its product as uncharacterized. The transcript has a single exon. The record is from RefSeq and is a predicted model, not a curated record. NCBI's taxonomy places the organism in Eukaryota, Fungi, Ascomycota, Orbiliomycetes, Orbiliales, Orbiliaceae. The coding region runs from base 1 to 2394 and encodes 797 amino acids.